UGCUGAGGAAGGAAUAGUGAAAGUGCAGAGAAAGGACGAAAUUCUGCUUGAUAUGCUAGGAGGAAAGGACUAAGACCAAAUUGGGGGAGAGAGAGAGAGAGGUACAAACGAAGGGCUAAGAGCGAGCUACGAGACAUGUCAGCACCCGCACCGUACAAAAGAGAACUUCGUCCAGCUCAUUAUAUAAUGAAGAUAGAAUCAUUUUCCACAGUAUCAAAAUUGCACAAGUAUGAAUCCAGGGUUUUUGAAGCUGGGGGCUACAAAUGGAGUCUAUCUCUUUACCCUAAUGGAGACAAGCACACUAAAGGGUCCGGAUACAUUUCCUUGUAUUUGUCCAUCGAGGAGACAAGUAAUUUUCCUCCCGAUUGGAAGGUUCACGUUAACUACAAGCUUUUUGUGCAUGACAAGAUACGAGACGACUACUUGACCAUCCAAGAUGCUGAUGGGACAGUGAGGACCUUCAAUGACAAGAAGACCCAAUGGGGGUUUUCUCAGUUUCUUUCCUUAGAAACAUUCCAAAAGGAUUCAAAUGGAUACCUUUUGCAUGGCUUUUGUGCAUUUGGGGCUGAGGUUUUUGUCGUCAAUUCUACUGGGAAAGAGGAGUCUCUUACCAUAAUCAAAGACCCGCCAAACCAGAGAUUCACUUGGAAGAUGAAAAACUUCUCCACAUUGGACAAGGACCCUUGCUCUUGUGCCUUUUCCUUCGGGCAGAGCAAAUGGAAGUUAUCGGUGUAUACCAAACGCAAUGUCCCCACGGAACGGAGGUCGCUGUCCAUGAAAUUACAAGUGCAAGACCUCCCUCCGAAGAGGAAAGUGUACGCAGAAUUCUAUAUGCGUGUCCGGAACCAAGUUAAUGGUAACCAUAAGGAGGAAAAAGGUACGUUUUUUGUUUUUGUCUUUCAAUACCGGCAGCGUCAAUUUGCCACAUACUCUAAAUUAAUUUCUUUGCUCCUCACUGCUGAACAAACUAAUGAAUUGCUGUUCAAAAAUCAUGAUCUUAGACCUACUGGCUCAAAAGCAUUGCCUGAAGCACAUGCUAACUCUGAGAAAAAUACUGGCCAUUUUAAGGACUAUAAGCGCAGGCAAGAACAUAAUCCUCGAAGGGGUGGUGGGAAAUUUAACCGCCCUAGGAAAUCUAACUUUGGCCCGAAUCAUGACAAAGAAAAGAAGCCAAAGAAGGUGACUAAUGAAAGCAAGUGUGGUGAAUCUCACACCAUUGAAAUUAAUCCUACUGCCAUAACCACUGUUGAGGCCAAUAAUAUCUCUAUUGGUGGGACUCCUCUUGCUUCUGAAGUAGCAAAUGCAUCCCUGGAUGUCUUUGAUUUCUUUAAGGACCUCUGA
Syzygium oleosum is the source of this 1341-nucleotide messenger RNA. RefSeq lists its product as uncharacterized. The record is from RefSeq and is a predicted model, not a curated record. The transcript is spliced from 7 exons. The coding region runs from base 136 to 1341 and encodes 401 amino acids. NCBI's taxonomy places the organism in Eukaryota, Viridiplantae, Streptophyta, Magnoliopsida, Myrtales, Myrtaceae. Gene Ontology annotation, molecular function: protein binding.